AAGUGCUCCCCUCUUUUCGAUUUCCCUUUUUCUCUCUCUAAAAAACCGCACUCUCUCUCUCUCUAUCUAUAAAUAUUUAUAUUUGUAUAAAAUAGUCUUCGAUUUAUUUUUUAUUUGAAAGGCCUUGUAAUCUUCGAUUUCUGUCUUUUAAAACUUUUGAUUUUCUCCUCUCUCUACAAAAUUGUUUUGCCUCUCAAAGAUCCCUUUUUUGUUUCUUUUGUUUUUGGUGACUGUUGGUUCAUCUGUGCUCGUGCUGGUAAAACUAGGGUUCCGUCAGCUCUGUCAAUAGAUUACGAUUUCUCUCUCAAAACGUUCCAGGGCUCUAUAAGGAUACUAUUGGCAGGAUCGUUCAGGCUUGGCGCCGUGUUUUUGAAUUUUUCCGUUUGGUUUCUAGGUUUAGGAUGGUGUGAAUUUGAAUUGGAAUCUGGGGAUUUUAUUUGAAGGUCUUGAUUCUAGACAGAGAAACAAUGGCGUCUGCAGACAAAGAGCUUGCGGAACAGCUCAUGGAAGCUGGGAAUAGGCUUCUUGAGGAGGCUUCUUCGGUCGACGAGCUCCUUCCUUUGCUCGACCAAGUUGAGAAUUUUCUAUCAAGGGUGGAACAGUCACCAUCCAAAUCUAUGCAAACUGCACUCGCUCCAUCAUUGAAGGCAUUGGUUGCAGACAAACUUUUAAGGCAUUCUGAUACUGAUGUGAAAGUUGCAGUUGCCUCGUGCAUCAGUGAAAUAACAAGAAUUACAGCACCAGAUGCUCCUUAUAAUGAUAAUGAGAUGAAGGAUGUCUUUCAGCUAAUUGUAUCAUCCUUUGAAAAUCUACCUGACAAGUCCAGUCGAUCUUAUAAUAAGAGGACAUCGAUACUUGAAACUGUAGCCAAGGUCCGGUCAUGUGUGGUCAUGUUGGAUCUAGAAUGUGAUGGGCUGAUUAUUGAGAUGUUCCAGCACUUCUUAAAGUCAAUUAGGGAUUAUCACCCAGAGAACGUCUUUUCAUCCAUGGAGACAAUUAUAACUCUUGUACUGGAAGAAAGUGAAGAUAUUUCACUAGAGCUGCUCUCCCCCAUCCUAGAAAGUUUAAAAAGGGACAAUAAGGAAGCUUUGCCAAUUGCUCAGAAAUUGGGGGAGAGAGUGUUUGAAAACUGUGCAUUUAAGCUUAAACCUUACCUAAAAGAAGCUGUGAAGUCCUUGCGCCUUCAUUUAGAUGAUUAUAGUAAAGUUAUUGCUUCUAUAUGCGAAGGAAAAGGUGCUGUUGAGCAUAAUGAUGACAAUGUUUUUGGAGAACAGCUGGCAGAUGGAGGCAAAUUGGCUAGGACAUCGUUAGAAGAGUCAGCUCAGGCUGAUGUGGGCAAGGUGGCUACAGCAUCUUCGGAUGAGGCAGGCCAGGUGGCCAAAGAGAGUAUGACGGAGGCGGCGACUGCUCCUGAAGACGUUAAUCCUUCUAAGGACAGGUCUCCGAAAUCGGUGAUGAGUAAUGGUGCUGCAGAGACUGGGAAUGAAGGCACUUCUGUGAAUCCAGAGUCUUUAAUGAAGCCGGAGGAUGGUCACCAUGCUAAUAAGUCCAUCAAUGUUGAUGAAACAAGCGAUGUUGAACCUGUUGAUUCGGAUGCUAGGAAGGUAGAUAUAUCAGAGGUUAAGCAAGAACAAACUGCCAAGAGAAGAGGAAGGAAACCUAGCUCUUCAAAAAAACCUUCUGACACUCCUCAAGUUGAUAGUGAGAAAGAAACUGAGAGACUUCCAGACCGUAGAGGAAGUCGUAGCAAGGAAGUUCAUAGUUCAACUAGCAAGGACCCGUCUGUUGAGGCAGCUGUGCCUUCAGAAAAUGAAAAAGAAACUGUUAUUGAGCUUUCCUCACCGAAAGCAGUAGAUGGUGAUUCUGUAAAUGCUGCUAAUCCAUCGCAAAGUGGGAGCCUUCCUGAUGAGAAUCGUCCGAAAAAGCUUGGUAGGCCAAAGAAGAAAGGAAAGUUAAGUCAAAAAGCUUCACCAUCUACUGCUGAUAGUUCUAUCAAGGCAUCUGAAAGGACAAGUGAUUCAGAAAUAAAAUCACAGAAACGCUCAAGGACAAAGGCACAUACUGGAUUUGCUAAUGAGGAUAAGACUUCAGCACCAAUAGAUACGUCCAAGAAUGAAGGUGAGGCCACCAGUGAUUCAGAGGCGAAACUGAAGGAGUUAGGUAAGAAGAUGGAUGCAAACAAUAAUAUUGAUGGAUCCCCAUUAAAGGAGGACGGGAAACGCCGUGGACGGGGAAAGGAUGUAAUGAAAUCCUCUGCUAAGGAUGAAGGUGAGGCCACCAGUGAUUCAGAGGCGAAAGUGAAGGAGUUAGGUAAGAAGAUGGACGCAAACAAUAAUAUCGAUGGAUCCCCAUUAAAGGAUGGGAAACGCCGUGGACGGGGAAAGGAUGUAAUGAAAUCCUCUGCUAAGGAUGAAGGUGAGGCCACCGGUGAUUCAGAGGCGAAACUGAAGGAGUUAGGUAAGAAGAUGGACGCAAACAAUAAUAUUGAUGGAUCCCCAUUAAAGGAGGAUGGGAAACGCCGUGGACGGGGAAAGGAUGUAAUGAAAUCCUCUGCUAAGGAUGAUGACAAAAAAAUUGUUUCUUCUCCGAGGUCUACCAGAAAGUCGGCUAAAGAUGAAGGCCACUUAGAGGAAACCCCUAAGACGAAUUCAAAGAGAAAGCGUACUCCCCAAAUUGAAAAAGCAUCUGAUACAGUAGAAUGUGAUGAGAAUCUGGUUGGUUCAAAGGUCAAAGUUUGGUGGCCAGAGGACAAAAUGUUUUAUGAAGGUGUUAUUGAUACUUUUGAUUCUGUUAAAAAGAAACAUAAGGUUCUAUAUCGUGACGGUGAUGAAGAAGUAUUAAAUCUUAAAAAGGAACGGUGGGAGUUGAUCAGUGGUGAUUCUGACUCUGUGGAAGACGGGGAACAAGAAACUGAACAUCCAAGUCCUGAUGCUUCCUCUGACAGGCACAGAAAAAAAAAGGCAAAAACAAAUUCUGAUCCAUCAGCUAAGCAAGGAAAGAUGGAGGUUUCACCCAAAAGGGGUGGAGCUUCAUCCAGCAAAUUGAAAGGUGCAGCUGCAAAAUCUAGUCGUAAACCGAGAGAUGAUGGUAUAGUCGAUAACAAAAAGAAAGAUAACAGUGGUACAUCUGAGGACGAUGCCAGUGGUACAUCUAAGGAUCAUCCUCGAAGUGGUAAAUCUGUUGUUGAUGCCUCUAAAAGAGCCAGAAAAUCCAAAGACGAUGGUGGCACACCAAAGACAAAUGCCAAGUCCAAGCAUGACACCCCAAAAUUUGUCCCCAAAGAUACCCCAAAAAGUAUCACCAAAGGCGCCCCAAAAAAUGCCACCAAGUCCAAUGCAAAAUCAUCCAAGAGUGGCAGCAAGCCCAAUGUUAAUGGUACUGGCAAGGUAAAAUCUAGUUCGGUGAAGGUGAGAGGAACUGAGGAUGAGAAGGGAAAAUCACCUGAGCUAUCGAAAACACCAGAAAGUGCAAAGGGGAAGAAGUCACUGAGUGCAUCAAAAUCAAGAGAAACCGGGGCAAAGAGUGGAAAAAAGCGCAGGAGGAGGGGUUAAAAGCUAAUAUUUAACUCAUCUGCUUCCUGUUUACGCUGUUAAGCAGUCGUCUUUUCAGCUGCAUGCCUACCAACCUUUUGUUAAGGUUCCUCCCGAGGUUGAAGUUAGCAGCAAGCCAUGCAUUUGGUUUUUGUAAUCUUAUUUGACAUAGUUCCAAUAUAAUGGCUAGCAUUGUUAUAUUCCUAGGUUUUGUAGUGGGUGCUAUGGUUCAGUUAGUCUUUCUAUAUAUUCUUGUUUCUUAGAUGGCGUUUCUGUUAUUUUUUAAUACUAAGGUAGAACUAAUUUUAAGUUUA
Cornus florida is the source of this 3844-nucleotide messenger RNA. Its product is annotated as sister chromatid cohesion protein PDS5 homolog C-like. Gene Ontology annotation, cellular component: nucleus; chromatin. The record is from RefSeq and is a predicted model, not a curated record. Gene Ontology annotation, biological process: mitotic sister chromatid cohesion; DNA repair. The transcript is spliced from 15 exons. Lineage: Eukaryota; Viridiplantae; Streptophyta; Magnoliopsida; Cornales; Cornaceae. The coding region runs from base 468 to 3551 and encodes 1027 amino acids.